CCGCUCGGGCCCCACGGCUCUUGGCAGGCAGCUCACAACCGCGCAGAAGCUUGUCGUCCGUGAGACAGUUCGGAUCGUGUUUCGCGUUCUGCGUCUGGAGCAGCAGCAGCAGCAGCUACCCACCCGCUUAUUUGCCCGACAGUUUAAACACUUUUAAUCGAAGUGAUCGCAGGGCGCUCGGCGCCAGGAACAGUCCAAUCAAAAAAGUGUGUUAAAAGUGCGUCCACGCGCGUGUGUGGGUUUUUUGUGUGUGUGUUUUGGAUGCGAGGGGUUAAGUGAUCAUAUCGCGUUUGCGCCUGCUUCCGGGAGAGGGUAUGUCGUGCGCCAAUGUUUUGCCCAAGUAACGAAACGCUCCAGAGCAUUACGGAAAAGACGAAACUGCUGGCCCACAAGUGUACGCAGCAGAUUCGCAAUAAUAGCAACAACAGCAGCAACAACUCCGAUGGAAGUUCACCGACAGGAGGGGGAGGAGCAGCUGGUGCAGCAGCACAGGCAGCAACAACAGGUGGUCAUCAGCCUGUGCCGGCCGUUGAUCCGCAGCGCACGUGCAAGGAUGGCACGGCGGGCGGGAAGGACGAAGGACGGCCGGUUGGGCUGGGUGGCGGUGGGACGCUGCGGUGCUUCUGUCCGUGCAAGGGAACGAUCAGCAAACUGAUGGGGCGGAAGUACGCCGCCAGCAAGGAACAGCAGGGUCAGAGUCAGCGUACCACCAAGUGGUAUGUCAAGCAGCCCACCUGGCGGUUGUGGGGCGAAGAACGCGAGGAGAACGCCAUCUACACGGUUUACCUUAAGAAGGUCCGGUACCAUCGGCCAACACCCAGUGCCAGCAGCCAAGACUCGGAUGACGAAAUAUCGCACCUGGAAUGGGAGACGGUGCGCGUGCGGUUCGUCAAGGCGGCCACCCUGUCGCGGCUGGUCGAUGCCCUCGCGACCGAUGACGGCGAGCUCGAGAGCACGUUCGUGAACGUGUUCCUGAACACCUUCCGCACCUUCGCGCAGCCGGAGAAGGUGCUCGAGCUGCUGCUCGACCGGUACGAGAAGCUGCACGCCGAGCCGGCCCUCCUGCAGCCCGAAUCGCUGUCGGACCAGCACAAGAAAACUCUAGUCUCUGUUCUUCACGUGUGGCUCGAUGGGUUCCCCGAGGAUUGGGACACGGAUAAUCUGCAACGAUUGCUAGCAUUCACCUCAAAGCGUUUGCCAAAAUCGGAAAUACAUAUGAAAGCUUUAAAUAGGUUUACGCAUAGGUUAGAUAAGUACAGUAGAAUACCACCACCGCUGCCAUGGUCCAACGAUUAUCACGAUUUCGCCGACCAGUUCGGUGGCCUCUGCCUAACGCCUGCAUUCCGCGGUCCGCCGUCCCACCUGCUCAACUCGUACCGCUUUCCCAACAUUCCGGUGAAGCACUUUGCCGAGCAGCUGACUCGCAUGGACAUGGAGCUGUUCAAGCGGCUCAUCCCGCAUCAGUGUCUCGGCGCGAUCUGGUCGAACCGGGACAAGCACGAGUGCAGCUCGGUGCUGGCCACGGUGACGCAGUUCAAUGCCGUCUCGUUUCGCGUCAUCUCGAGCAUACUGAUCGAGCCGCGGCUAAAGCCCCAGGAGCGGGCCCUGCUCAUCUCGACCUGGAUCGACAUUGCGCAGGAGCUGCGACUGUUGAAGAACUUUUCCUCGCUCAAAGCGAUCAUUUCGGGGUUGCAGUCGAACGCGGUGUACCGAUUGUCGAAGACGUGGGCCGUGCUGCCGAGGGAUAAGUUGGAGCUGUACAACGAGCUGGCACGAAUAUUCUCCGAAGACAACAAUGCGUGGGCCCAGCGAGAGGUGUUGAUGCGCGAGGGCACGGCCAAGUUCGCGGACACUGUCGGCGAGAACGAUCGGCAUCUACAGAAGGUGUUCCAGAAGCAGAACACACUCAUCAGCCAUGGCACGAUACCAUACCUCGGCACGUUCCUGACCGAUCUGACCAUGAUCCAUGCGGCCAUCCCGGACACGCUGCAGGACGGGCUGAUAAACUUCGACAAGCGGCGCAAGGAGUUUGAGGUGCUGGCCCAGAUCAAACUGCUGCAGGGUGCGGCAAACACGUACCAUCUUCCCGAUGAUCCACUGUUCGACCGAUGGUUUGCGUCGCUGCUUGUGCUGGACGAGCGGGAGGCGCACACGCUCAGCUGCUCGCUGGAGCCGGCGCCGGAGAUGACGAAGCGACCGCCAGCACCACCAGCCCAGCAUCCGGGCGGUGGUAUCGGCGGAGGGGGAGGCGGUACGCCAGGGCACAAGAAGAGUGACUCGAUCGCGUCGAACUCGAGCAGCGGGGCAGGCUCUCAGUUUUACUGUGAUAUUAACAGCACAUCUAAUGCGAGCUACAGUUCACGCAACAACUCCCUGGAUCGGGACGCUACACCACCGAACGCGUCGAUCUUGUCCGCGGCCAGCAGUGUGUCUUCCCUGUCGAUGGACUCCACCACCUCGGGCAGCCAACGGUCGAACCAUAAUGGUGUCGGCAGUGUGCGAACACCCCAGUCGAACCGAUCCCAAGGCAACGGGACUGUGGCGAGCCGUGGUGCCAACGGUGGUCGCGAUCUAAGCGAGGCACCCAUCAUCAAUGGGCAGCUGGUGCAGAACUCACCGCUCAAGAGCAGCUCGCCCGAUUUCUACAUCAUCAAGGUAACGUACGAGACGGAGCAGGUCGAGCUGGAUGGGAUUGUGCUGUACAAGAGCAUCAUGCUGGCGAACAACGAGCGAACGCCACAAGUCAUCCGAAACGCAAUGCUCAAGCUCGGCCUGGAGGGUGAUCCGGAUCGGUACACGCUGGCGCAGGUACUGCCCGACAAGGAGCUACUGCUGCCGAACAAUGCCAACGUGUACUACGCGGUCAACACGGCGUACAAUCUUAACUUUAUCCUGCGACCGAAGAAGGACACGACGGGCAGUGGCUCCUCGGUGCCGAGCUCUACCGGGCGUCCGUAGGGGAAUGGGAAUCUCAUUUGUUAUCGUCGGCGCGGUGGCAGGCAGCUUUUGUACAUUUAUCUUACGCCUAGUGAAUAUUGAAUUGACACAUGUUUUGUUGCUUGUUUUUAACCCAACGAUACCAUUUCUCUAUAUCGCGUACCGUACCGUAAUCCAGUUAGAGUAUUCCUUCAAACCACAGCACACACACACACACACACACACACACACACACACACACACACAUAUAGAGAGACAUACAGCGUGUGCAUUGUGUGUUUGUGGCUAUUUUAUCUUAGGUUCUGUAAGACGCGCUAGAAUGUCGAACGUUUAGAACAGUAAGCUAUACGGAAUUGACCCAAAGGGAUGAUAAACAUAGGUGGAAAAGGGGAGCUACAGCAACACUAAAAGGUAUUAAAAGAAACUCAGAUGUAGAAACCGUUUCAAACCACAUAUAACUACCUAACAGGUUAGGAGACCGUGGAACGAACUCCUCCCUUCUAUCAGGUGCCGUUUUGAGAGUGGGACUUUUUGGAAGUGUUUAUUAGCUUAGGUUUGCAUUUUGCAAAACUGGGCUUAAAAGUCUGGAGACUAUUUCAUUCUCACCAGGGAGGGUAACUUAGGGACGAAAAGGGUAUAACAAAAGUAAUGGAGCUACGUGAGCUGAACUUCUGGAUCUAUACAACAGAAAGCGGAAGGCGUGUGCGUAGUUUGACUCCCGUUGACACGCAACUAAGUAUUUUAUUAGGAUAUUAAUAAACCGAAAACACACAACUAUUCCAAAAAA
Anopheles gambiae (African malaria mosquito) is the source of this 3724-nucleotide messenger RNA. RefSeq names its product ral guanine nucleotide dissociation stimulator-like 1 (gene Rgl). The coding region runs from base 328 to 2958 and encodes 876 amino acids. Gene Ontology annotation, biological process: positive regulation of GTPase activity; Ras protein signal transduction. Gene Ontology annotation, cellular component: plasma membrane. Lineage: Eukaryota; Metazoa; Arthropoda; Insecta; Diptera; Culicidae. The transcript is spliced from 8 exons. The record is from RefSeq and is a predicted model, not a curated record. Gene Ontology annotation, molecular function: guanyl-nucleotide exchange factor activity.